This is a messenger RNA of Carassius carassius (crucian carp), 3102 nucleotides long. Its product is annotated as cysteine-rich motor neuron 1 protein-like. The record is from RefSeq and is a predicted model, not a curated record. Lineage: Eukaryota; Metazoa; Chordata; Actinopteri; Cypriniformes; Cyprinidae. Bases 238 to 2718 code for a protein of 826 amino acids. The transcript has 14 exons. Gene Ontology annotation, molecular function: protein binding; serine-type endopeptidase inhibitor activity. Gene Ontology annotation, cellular component: extracellular region.
GUUUGAGUGUCAGUGAUUCAGAGCCACGGACAGUCAUCACAAUCACUGUUAACAGCUUCACCAGCACAUUUCGCUCACUGGAAUCCUGUGUCAUUCCCAGCGAGGAUCGUAGAGCUGAAAGUCUGUGGGAAGUUUGUUGAACACUGUAUUUCAAGAGUCUCGUUUUGGAUUUAUUUGGAUUUGCGCGUCCGCACCUUUACGUUCGAGACUCUGUGAACUUCAUCAAAGCGCGUCACAAUGUGUCACCAGAGUUUGUUGUGGCUUUUCAGUGUGUUGGGCUUCUGCGCUCGGGCGCUCGGGGCUCGUGAGUGCGCACCGUGCGCGCUGCGCUCGUGCCCGGUCGUCAGCGCGCUCGAGUGUGGUUCGGCCCGGGUUCUGGCCCGUGACCCGUGCGGCUGCUGCGAGCAGUGCUCUCGGCUGGAGCUCGAGCUGUGCGGCGGCCCGGACUGGACCCUGGGCUCCUGCGGAUCCGGACUCACCUGCGCGGCGCUCGGCGGGACCGGACCGGCGCGCGCACCUGAGGCAGGUGUCUGCAGAGUGGUACCCGACGCGAUGGAUGCAGGCGAUGAGGGCGAGAGCUGUCCGCUGGUGAGCGGCUGUGAAAGUGUGGACGGACAGUGUGUGUGUGAAUCCAAACACUCCUGCAUCAAGACCUACAGCUUUCCCAACAGAGACGCAUGCGUGCAUGCUGGGAAAACAGGUUCUCGCCGUCACGAUCACAGGCACAAGUUUGUGGGUCCCGUGAACCCGGCGUGUGUGUUUUCAGGCUGUAAUCUGACGGCCGAGGGCUGUGUUUGUUCGUCUCAGAGCUGCGAUGAUCACUUCACGUACGCCAACCGCAGUCAGUGCCAGCGAGCCGCAGUUUCUCCCAGGUGUGUUCAUGACAGGAAGGAGUUCACGGAGGGCGAGGUGUACCGUAUGGACCCCUGCUGGUUGUGUCAGUGUCGAGGCGGAGUGUCGUUCUGCUCUAAAGCCAAAUGUGCUGAAGUGGACUGCGAGAACUUCUAUGUUCCUGAAGGGGAAUGCUGUCCCGUCUGUAUAGAUGUGGAGCUGCUGGCGGUGGAGAGCACUAAAGCGAGCUGCUGGGUGGAUCACAGGCUGCGUGCGCACGAGGAGCAGUGGAAGGAGGACGACUGCACCUUCUGUCAGUGUGUGGACGGAGAGCCGCACUGCACAGCCAUGGCCUGCAAACAGAGCUGCCAGAACCCUGUCAAGAUCCCUGGAGAGUGCUGCCCCUUCUGUGAGGAGCCGUCAUAUGAGACUGUGAGUCCACUGCUCUGCCCACCACUGGAAAACUGCUCUCUCUCUGGGCACGACUGCCCAUUCGGCUUCCAGCAAGACCCCAGCGGCUGUCUGCUGUGCCAGUGUGUCAGCAAUGAAACCUGUCCUGAUGUGUCCACUUACUGCUCUCUGGAGUGUCCCCUGGGUUAUGAGAAAGACAACUAUGGUUGUGAAGUGUGUGAAUGUGUAUCUGCACCAAAAUGCCGCCCUAUGACCUGCAGCAAGACAUGCCCGUAUGGUUACAUGAGGAACAAGCACGACUGUGAGAUGUGCCGCUGCGUCCGCUGUCCGCCGUUCACCUGCGACAAACACUGCAGCGAGGGCUUCAGGAAGAGCAGGAAGGGCUGCAGCGUCUGCCAGUGUAGAGAAUCAGACAGACGUGUGUCCAGCACCAGUGUCUCCAUCACCGUCUCCUCCAGCUUCUGUCUGACGGCCAGCGGCCAGCGUUUCGAGGAUGGAGACGGAUGGCACGAUGGCUGUCGGGACUGUUUCUGUCACUCCAGUCGAGAGAUGUGUGUGCUCAUAACCUGCCCUGUGCCCAGCUGUGCCCACCCUGUGCUCCGGCCGGAUCAGUGCUGCCCCGGCUGUGAGGACGAGCCGGGCAGCGGGCAGCCGGAGGGUCUGGAUCUGGUGGUGUGUCGUGCUCCCAGCGGAGAGCUGUUUGUGGAGGGAGAGACGUGGCGUCUGGACGAGUGCAGCAGCUGUACGUGUCGACAGGGAAGAGUUCUGUGUGACUCUGAAGUGUGUCCUCCAGUUCUGUGUCACGAGCCGAUCAGGAGCAAAGACGGCUGCUGCUACGUCUGUCCAGAGGACAGACCGGAGCCGCUGCGUCCCGAGUUCUGCGUCUCCAGCUCUGGAGAAGUCCUGCAGGCCGGUGAUUCGUGGAAGCCGAACGCCUGCAGCAGCUGCGUCUGUCGUAACGGGAGCGUCCAGUGCUUCUCACAGCAGUGUCCAGCCGCCGACUGCAGGGUCCCUGUGCUGCGGAAGGGCCAGUGCUGCCCGCAGUGCAUGCUGGAGAUCACGAGCACGUCGGGGCCGGUAAUGCUGUCGACGGCUGUCACCGAGAGCCGAAUCACCGCCGCUCCUCCGGUCCUCUCCAUCACAGAUGGAGAAGGUCUCUCGCGGGACGUCCCGAUUCAGACGGAGAUGACGCUCAUCUACCAAUCAGCGGCCUGGAUUCUGGCGGGGAUCCUGCUGGCUGUGGUCAUCUUCCUCCUGACGGCCGUCCUGGUGAACCAGAGGAAGAACUGGGUUCAGAUGUCCUGCUACGGCGCGCCCAAGAAGACGGUGAUCCUGCAGAAACAUGUGAAUAAGAGUUCACUCGUCUACAUGGAGCCGUCCAGAGAGAACCAGUUCCAGAGUGUGAAGAGUGAGGCCAGCGCAGAGCAGAUCUCCAUCCCGCGCGCUAAACUCUCCAGCGGACGCGUCCAGCGCUAGCGUCCGUCUCACAGCUCGUCUUCAGAGGCCAGAGACUCCACCGAACGCUGGCGACUCCUGGAGCUUCGGCCUCCAGCGCAAGAGGAACCAAGUACUGUGAACCUGCUUUAUUAGUGUUUGUACGAUGUUCGGAGCGUCCCAGCGGCUCAGCGGGGCGACGCUUUGACAGACGUGGAGCAGUAGGGCAUCAAACCAAAGGUUGAGGAAGCAGAAGGAGACGUCGGUGAGAUCCACACAGACCACAGUAAAGAGAUCUGCAUCGGGACACACGUGUUUCCUGACCUCUCACUCGGUUUAUUUGUUUCUAUACGUUAAAGUGUUUUACUUGUAGUUUGUUGUUAGUCGCUUAUAAACUGCAGCGGCCGGAAGAAACAUUCCCCACGU